AUGUUCGUGGACAACUAUCUCGCCUACUCCAUUGCCCUCUCCAUCUUCGUAAUCGCAACCGCCCUCUACUUCACCCGCGCGCGCUGGAGCUCGCACCUGCCACACCUCCCCUUCAGCCGGUGGCUGUACUCGCGGCUCCCCGGCGGCCACGGCUCGUUCGAGGACGACAUGGAGGCCGGCUUCAGCAGCGCGCACUUCGACCUCGCCGGCAACGUCGCCGGCGGCGACGCGCGCGCGGGGCUCGACGGCGCCGCCAAGGCCGAGGUGCGCCGCAUCAUGCGCGCCCGCGGCUGCGGCUUCGACGAGGCCCGCCGCGUCUACAUGCAGGACCGCUUCUCCAAGAACAACAUCGGCCCCGACGGCCUCCCGAGGGAUCCCAAGUUCGUGUCCUUCUCGUGA
This is a messenger RNA of Diplodia corticola, 399 nucleotides long. Its product is annotated as protein precursor. Bases 1 to 399 code for a protein of 132 amino acids. The transcript has 2 exons. The record is from RefSeq and is a predicted model, not a curated record. NCBI's taxonomy places the organism in Eukaryota, Fungi, Ascomycota, Dothideomycetes, Botryosphaeriales, Botryosphaeriaceae.